UUUUUUAUCUUCAUUUCCAUUACGACUUGCAGACACCCACGACUACAUAUAGCCACGCAGGGAAGAUAUGUUUCUCUGCACCUAACCCUUAAAACCCUAACCCCUCUACGCUUCUUCUUCUUCUUCUCUUGUGAUCCUUUUCUCUGCAAGUGACGAAAAUGGCGUUGUACUCAACAAUCACUGACGCAAUUGCGGCCUAUACGGGAUUAUCUCCGGCGGCUUUCUUCACGAUCUUGGCUCUCAUGAUCGGUGUGUAUCGUUUAGUUUCUGGAAUGUUUGUUGAGCCUGAAGAGUUGAAGCCACAAGAGAGGAGCUUUGUUCCUCCUAUGGAAAUGCCAGUGGUUGCUGAGCCUGUUCAGCUUGGAGAGAUUACAGAGGAGGAAUUGAGGGCUUACGAUGGUUCGGAUCCUAAGAAGCCGUUGCUGAUGGCCAUCAAAGGAAAUAUUUACGAUGUUUCUUUUUCCAGAAUGUUUUAUGGUCCUGGUGGGCCAUAUGCCUUGUUUGCAGGGAGGGAUGCCAGUCGAGCCUUAGCUCUCAUGUCUUUUGACCCGCAAGACCUGACAGGGAACCUUGAAGGUCUGGAACCUGAUGAACUCGAAGUCUUGGAGGACUGGGAAUAUAAAUUCAUGGAGAAAUAUGUCAAGGUUGGGCAGCUUGCUUCCGAGAAAGGUAAGGAGGCUAUUGAUGGAGAUGAAACAGAAGGGAAUCAGGAUCAGGAACUGGAAGGAGAAACAGAGCAGAAUCUCAGACAGGAUCCUGGCGAAGGAGAUAAAAAAGGAGGGAAUCAGGAUCAGGAACCCAAAAGAGAAAUGGAGGAGAAUCUCGACCAAGAUUCUAGGAAUGGAGAUGGAACAAAAGGAAAUGGGGAGCCAGAACCCAAGAGAGAAACAGACUCUCUCAUCCAAUAUCUUAAGAUUGGAGAUGAAACAGAAGAGAAUCAGGAACCAAAAAGAGAGACAGAGACUCUCAUCCGAGAUCUUAAGAUUGGAGAUGAAACAGAAGAGAAUCAGGAACCAAAAAGAGAAACAGUGAAGGAGCGCAACCAAAAUUUAAACAGCAGAGUUGAAGAAACAGCAACAGUGUAGAUAUGAAUGUAUGAAUAAGACAUAGACAGACGACAGGUUUGACUUUGCAAUCGGAAUACAAAGAAAUUGGAGUAUUGUGUUUUUCCCACCACAUAUGCUGAUCGUCUGAAAACUAUAGUGUCUUACACAAUGACAUGUGCUGGGGAUGUAAAUAUUUGUGAAAAAUUGGCAUUGUUGUAAGAAUCUUAAAUCCUUUGAUUAUACUUUUUGAUGUUAGCAGGCUGCAUUGAAAAGGAAAUCAAAGUGGGCUAAAGCAUAACUUUCCUUUAUGGAAA
Molecule: messenger RNA, 1360 nt
Organism: Macadamia integrifolia
Lineage: Eukaryota; Viridiplantae; Streptophyta; Magnoliopsida; Proteales; Proteaceae
Product: membrane steroid-binding protein 2-like
Exons: 2
Coding region: 159-1085 (308 amino acids)
Cellular component (GO): endomembrane system; membrane
Source: RefSeq, a predicted model, not a curated record